AUGAGCAAUGAAUAUCCACCCCUAGCUCUUGAUGACCUUGUUCAUAUCAUAUCCCUCUCCCCGGCGCCACCACUCGCAACACUGGAUGACUCCCAACUACCCCUCCGGCCCAAAAUCGCAUAUCCUAGGCCCCAAAAUGACACUGACAUACAAGAAAUACGCAUGAAUAUUACGGAUAUGCAUGAUCUUGGUGGAGGGGAGAAAGAGCUACCCGAUAUAACGGUGAAGGAAAAUGAUGUCGUACAUCCUGAUCCAGAGCAAAUCAUUAGACAGGCCGAAAUUAUAUCCUGCCUAACUGACCAGCGCGAUAUGCUCGUGCGACAGGCAGAGGAGCAGAGAUUGCGGUGGAACUCAGAGAAGGAUGGUUGGGCACGGAUGGCCGAAGCACUUAUUGUACAGCAGGCCAAGCACAGGAGUUCGUCUGACAAGGAUGAGGAGCUCGAGCGACAACAUGCUAUAACUGAAGCAGACAACCGAAGUCUCCGCCAACGA
Molecule: messenger RNA, 492 nt
Organism: Suillus subalutaceus
Lineage: Eukaryota; Fungi; Basidiomycota; Agaricomycetes; Boletales; Suillaceae
Exons: 3
Source: RefSeq, a predicted model, not a curated record